AUGAUAUUAGAUGAUUUAUUUGACAUUGCUCAAGCUGAUGCUCUUGAAGUUAUAAAAAUAAAAGAAGACAGAGAUUUUCUAAUAUCACAGAGGCAAAAAGGUCGUCCAGGAUCCAUGUUGGGGAUUGAUCUAAAAAUAAUUAAUAAAGAAAAAAGAGCCGAGGAAAGAUUAAAAAUUAUUGAGGAAAGACGAAAAAGAACUUAUGAAGAAUCGGAGAUCCACGGUCAGGAAAAUAAUUACAUAACUGUGAAUAUUAUGUAUUAA
Molecule: messenger RNA, 264 nt
Organism: Macrosiphum euphorbiae (potato aphid)
Lineage: Eukaryota; Metazoa; Arthropoda; Insecta; Hemiptera; Aphididae
Source: the annotation of a GenBank genome assembly